GUUCAUUUUAAACGAGAAAACCGCAUAGAUACUCUGUUCGCCGUUACCGUUUUGUAGCUCGACGUGUUAGCUCACGGACCCGGUGGCUCUGUCACAGUUUAAGCGGUUAGCUUGUCAGCACGACGCGCGUUUAAAUUAUCGGGUUCAGUUCCGAUUUCUGCGGCAGCGUCCAUGUCUGCAGAAAGUGAAAAUGUAACACAGACGCCAGCUCAGACAGAAACCGACACGUUUACCGACAGCAGCCUAACGGGAGGUGUUUUAACCGCUCGCUCCGCUGUAAACUCGUGAGCUAAAGUUAGCUGGCUGGCUGUUGAAGCCUCGGGGGUGUUUAUGUGGAGAUGUUUCGGCGUGAAGAGACGGCAGGCUGUUCAGCAGGAGGAGCAGGUUCAGCCGCAUUCAGUCAGCUUCAUUAUAAUCUGCUGCAUCACUGUGAAUUAAAUCUGCAGCUUUUUGUUGUUUGAGGCCUGAAACGGGAAUUUCCCACCGACGGGCCGUGACGUCGUGACUCGCGAAUACGUAGUGACGUGAUGAGACGAGCAGGAAGCGAAACAUAAACUUUAUUUUUAUUUUAUUUAUUUAUUUACCUGUGGAUUAUUGCUGUUGUUUGACACAUAAGUCAACAAAACAAAAAAAUAAUGUAUUAAAAUAGUAUACAAUAAGAAGAUAAAGCAAACAAUUAUAUAAGUGAAUAUGUAACAUAAUUAACAGGAUAGAGUAGAAAUAUGUAUAAAUAAACUUUACUAUAAAAGCAAAGCUGCUAAAGCAGAUGUCAUAUAGAAAAGAUAUACACAGUUUGCUCAGUUUUGGGGCUGAAAUUAGUUCCCCUUUCCCCUCGGGGAUCAAUAAAGUAUCUCUGGUUCUGAUUUCUAAUCGUCAGAAAAUUAAUUAGCAACUAUUUUGAUUUUCAGCAAAUCUUUGAAUAAUUUUCCAAACAAAAACUGCCCAAAAAUGCCUGGUUGCAGUUUGUCCGUCGUGAGGAUUUCCUGCUCCUCUCUGUCACAGUAAACUGAACACGUUUGGGUUUCAGACUGUUGGUCGGACAGAAUGAGACGUGAAGACGAAGCCUCGGGCUCAGAGAAACUGAGACGGCCGUUCUGUAGGACAAUUGAUUAAUCCGUUAUUUGUGGAAAUGAUUGACAGAUUAACUGAUAAUGAAAACAUGACGUGCUGCUGUCAGGACACUGGUUACCAGUUGAACGUUUUUAAUAUUUGUGCCAACAACAGCUUUUUUUUUUUUUUUCAAGAAGUUCGUUUUGGUCAUUAAAAUGUUGUUGUUUUUUACGGAUUCUGGUAAUAAAAUAUUCCAAACUGCUCGACGCUUCAGCGCUUAAUAAAGAAAUCUACCUGAAAAAUAUAAAUAAAAUGGAAUAAAAUGCUUUUAAAUCAGUUAACAAGAUGAGGAAUCUGACAGGUGUGUCUGUAGCACCGAGAUCACUUGCAGCCGUCAGGAUGCAGAGUACCACCAACUACCUGUGGCUGAUCUCAGACCUGCUGGGUCAGGGAGCGACGGCCAACGUUUACCGCGGCAGACACAAGAAAACGGGAGACCUGUACGCAGUCAAGGUGUUUAACAACCUCAGCUUUUUGAGGCCGCUGGACGUCCAGAUGAGAGAGUUCGAGGUUCUGAAGAAACUCAACCACAAAAACAUCGUAAAACUGUUCGCUGUGGAGGAAGAGGUCAGUGACUGUGAUAAUGUGGAGGAAGAGUCCAACACCCGUCACAAGGUCCUGGUGAUGGAGUACUGUCCCUGUGGAAGUCUCUACACAGUUUUAGAGGAGUCGUCCAACGCUUACGGACUUCCUGAGGACGAGUUCCUCAUAGUUCUGCAUGAUGUUGUGGCAGGUAUGAACCACCUGAGAGAGUACGGCAUUGUUCACCGGGACAUCAAACCAGGAAACAUCAUGCGUGUGAUCGGAGAGGACGGACACUCCGUCUACAAACUGACAGACUUCGGAGCAGCCAGAGAGCUGGAGGACGACGAGCAGUUUGUGUCUCUGUACGGCACCGAGGAAUACCUGCACCCUGACAUGUACGAGCGAGCCGUGCUGAGAAAAGACCACCAGAAGAAAUAUGGCGCCACGGUGGAUCUGUGGAGCAUCGGAGUCACGUUCUACCACGCCGCCACCGGCAGCCUCCCGUUCAGACCGUUUGAAGGACCACGCAGGAACAAAGAAGUCAUGUACAAAAUCAUCACGGAGAAGCCCUCUGGGACGAUCUCCGGUCAUCAGAAGAGCGAGAACGGGAAGAUCGAGUGGAGCACGGAGAUGCCGGUGUCCUGCAGUCUGUCCAAGGGUCUUCAGAGCCUCCUGACUCCGGUGCUCGCCAACAUCCUGGAGGCCGAUCAGGAGAAGUGUUGGGGCUUCGACCAGUUCUUCGCCGAGACCAACGACAUCCUGCACCGGACCGUCGUCUACGUCUUCAGUCUGCAGCAGGCCACGCUGCACCACGUCUACAUCCACGAAUACAACACGGCGGCGCUGUUCCAGGAGCUGUUGUCCCGCAGGACCAGUAUCCCGCUGCACAACCAGGAGCUGCUGUACGAGGGCCGCCGCCUCGUCCUGGACCCCAACCGCCAGGCCAAGACCUUCCCCAAAACCUCCAGAGACAACCCCAUCAUGCUGGUCAGCCGCGAGUCCGUCGCCACCGUGGGACUCAUCUUCGAAGACCCCAGUCCUCCUAAAGUUCAGCCUCGCUACGAUCUGGACCUGGACGCCAGCUACGCAAAGACUUUUGCAGGUGACGUCGGACAUUUGUGGAAAACUUCAGAGUCUCUGCUGGUUUAUCAGGAACUGGUGCGGAAAGGAGUUCGGGGUUCAAUUGAGCUGAUGAAGGAGGACUACAGUGAGAUUCUGCACAAGAAGUCAGAGGUUUUCCAUCUGUGUAACUACUGCACGCAGAUCCUGGAGAAGACCGAACAGCUGUUCGAGGUGCUGAUGCGGGCCAACAUGCUGUCGUCAGAAUACGACGAGAUCUCGGACAUGCACAAGAAGGUUCUCAGAAUCUCCGGCUCUUUGGAGCCCAUUGAACGAACAACACAAGACAUCAAGGGUAAAUUCCUCCCAGGAGGCCUGCUGACCGACGUCUGGACACAACAAGUGGGGACGCACCCCGAGGACAGGAAUGUGGAGAAAAUCAAAGUGCUGCUGGACGCCAUCACGGCCAUCUACCAACAGUUCAAGAAGGACAAAGCAGAGAGACGUCUGCCGUACAACGAAGAACAGAUCCAUAAAUUUGACAAACAGAAGUUGGUCCUUCACGCCAGUAAAGCCAGAUCUCUGUUCACAGAGGAGUGCGCCAUGAAAUAUCGUCUGUUCAUCUCCAAGAGUGAAGAGUGGAUGAGGAAGGUUCAUCACGUGAGGAAGCAGCUGCUCGGCCUGUCCGGUCAGCUGAUCAGCAUCGAGAAGGACGUGACCAUGCUGAUGGAGAGAGCCAUCAAGCUGCAGGAACAGCUGCCUCAGAAGGUUCUUCCUCUGGUGUCCAGCGGGAUGAAGCCUCAGUCCGCCUACCUGAGUCAGAACACGCUGGUGGAGAUGACGCUCGGGAUGAAGAAGCUGAAGGAGGAGAUGGAGGGAGUCGUCAAAGAGCUGGCAGAGAACAACCACUUCUUGGAGAGAUUCGGGACUUUGACGCUGGACGGAGGUCUGAGAGGCUGAGAGCUGAGUUUGUCUUCUGUAAAUAUAUCUUGUAAAUAAUGCGAGACUGUGAGAUGGAGCUUUUUGUAUGAACGGUUUCUCAGUCAGUAUAAUCUGUUAACGAACACACUGUUACUCCGGCCGCAGCAGAAUCGGCUUCACACGCUUUAACAUGACGAUCAGUGAAGGAACUCAGCUGUGAGCUCUUUAAUCAACCCUUAAUUUACAGCAGACACCUUCAUUUAAAGACACUUUAAAAACCCUUAAUUAGCGUUUUAAGUACUGUAGAUUUUGACAAAUCCAUGAAUGAUUGGUUUAAGGGAUUCUUAUCAUUUUAAAGUAAUGUGAUUUAAAUUUGUUAAAUACCUCUAAGAUUUUGGUUGAAUUAAUAGCUAUAUACGGUACAUAAAAUAUGUACAAAUUUAAUAACUACUAUAAUGUAAACCAAAAUCCCUUAAACUCACCAUUAAUGGAUUUGACAAACAUUUCAAUUUAAUGUGUUUUUAAGUGAUUUCUGGCGACCAAACACCUUGAUUUAGAUUAAAGGUGUAUAUUAAGGGGUGAUUGUAUCAUAGUAAUUGUAAUAAAUUAAGGUGUUUAACAGGUUUUCUGCAUGGAUUGAAAGGUGUCUAAGGAGUAACGUUAUAGGUACCACAUAAUGUAUACCUAAAAAGGGUUAAAAUCUCUCAAAAUGGACCAAAUAAUAUAAAAAAGCCCUGACUUUUCACCUAAAUAUUAAGAAUUGAGGGAUGGGUUUUAAUUAUCUCUUCCCUUAACCACUAAUGGGUAAAUUGAUGGUAUAGUAAAGUGAAAAUAUUAAGGGAUUAGGUUGAAAAAUGAUGUUUGUUUAUUGUUCUGAGAGGCCAAUCAGUAAUCAUUAGACGUUUAUUAGCUUUUCACAUUUUUUCUCUAGACAAGAAGUUGCUGGUCAGUCAUUUUAAACUUGCAGAAAUACCUCCUCCCCGUUUACAUCAGCUCAUCUUCACCUUUUACUCUUUAGAAGAUGUUCAUGUUCUGUUCUGUUAAGGUUUUGUUUUGUCAAUAAUCAGCAUUCAAGAUGCUCAGUGACAAUGUUUAAAAUAUGUGUAAAUAAAUAAAUAUCAAAGAUG
This is a messenger RNA of Siniperca chuatsi (mandarin fish), 4742 nucleotides long. It is a transcript of the gene tbk1, whose product is annotated as TANK-binding kinase 1. The record is from RefSeq and is a predicted model, not a curated record. The coding region runs from base 1396 to 3654 and encodes 752 amino acids. Gene Ontology annotation, molecular function: protein serine/threonine kinase activity; protein binding; ATP binding. Gene Ontology annotation, biological process: peptidyl-serine phosphorylation. Lineage: Eukaryota; Metazoa; Chordata; Actinopteri; Centrarchiformes; Sinipercidae. The transcript is spliced from 21 exons. Gene Ontology annotation, cellular component: cytoplasm.